AUGUCCAUCAUACCGACUCUCCGUCUGCCAAAUGCACAGGGAUUAGAGAUCCCUGGUUUAGGUCUGGGCUGUUGGAGUGGGACAACGCCCGAACAGUGGGCGACGUCGAAACCGUGGCUCGUCUCUGCACUGAAGGCCGGUUACAAGCUGUUAGACACGGCUUAUGGAUACGGAACCGAGAAAUACGUCGGAGAGGCCAUUAAGGAGUCGGGUAUACCGCGCGAAGACAUCUUCGUGAUCACAAAGCUCCCCUGGCAUCAUGCAAGGAUCGUGCGCGAGUCUGUUGAACGGUCCUUGAACAACCUAGGAUUUGAUUAUAUCGAUCUAUAUCUCAUGCACUUCCCUCAAGCGAUGGUAUACGAUAACGAUGACAAUGAUCCCAAGACCCCAGAUGGCCAAUACCGCAUCGACGAUGGCAUCACCUUCAACGAGGUAUGGGCCGAGAUGGAGAAAGUGCUCGAGAGCGGGAAAGUCAAAGCGAUUGGAGUGUCAAACUUCUCCGUCAAAAAUCUCGAGAAACUGCUGUCGACGGCAAAGGUGGUUCCUGCUCUGAACCAAGUCGAGUUGCAUCCGUAUCUCGUGCAGGAGGAUCUGAAGAAGUACUCGGAUGAGAAAGGGAUUGUUACUUGCGCCUAUACGUCUACCGGGUACGCGACCGUCCGUGAGGACGCCACAGUUGUCGACCUCGCCAAGAAAUACGGCGUCACUGGCGCGCAAAUCGUGCUUGCCUGGCAUGUGCAGAGAGGUGUCUUGCCCAUCGUCAAAUCGAGCAACGCGCAGCGACAAAAGGACAACAUAACCCUGCCGAAAUUGAGUGCGGAAGACUUUGCGCGCGUGACGGCUCUUGACCGCUAUGAGCGCCUGUGUAAUAAGAUAGGCCCGGAUGGGAAAAUGUCCGGCUGGACAGCGGAGCAGCUUGGGUGGUGA
Messenger RNA from Heterobasidion irregulare TC 32-1, 927 nucleotides. RefSeq lists its product as uncharacterized. Gene Ontology annotation, cellular component: cytosol. The record is from RefSeq and is a predicted model, not a curated record. Bases 1 to 927 code for a protein of 308 amino acids. NCBI's taxonomy places the organism in Eukaryota, Fungi, Basidiomycota, Agaricomycetes, Russulales, Bondarzewiaceae. The transcript has 10 exons. Gene Ontology annotation, molecular function: aldose reductase (NADPH) activity.